GCCUUGAUCCAUCUGUUCAAAGCAAAUAUUGGCAUAGGUCUUCUGGGACUGCCUCUGGCCAUGAAGAAUGCAGGCAUCAUUGUGGGUCCUCUCAGUUUGCUGGUGUUGGGCAUCAUGGUUGUACACUGUAUGGGCAUCUUGGUGAAGUGUGCUCACCACUUCUGCCAGAGGAUGCAAAAGCCCUUUGUGGACUAUGGAGAUACUGUGAUGUAUGGACUAGAAGCCAGUCCCUUUAUCUGGCUUCGGACCCAUUCCUUAUGGGCAAGGCACCUCGUGAGGUCCUUGCUAAUCAUUACCCAACUGGGUUUCUGCAGUGUGUAUUUUUUGUUUCUGGCUGACAACUUUAAGCAGGUGGCAGAAAUCACUUCCAUCAGCCACAGGUGCCAGCAAAAUGAGACAACAACAAUGACGGAGAUUCUGCCUUCUCUUAAUUUGCACCUCUAUAUGGUCACCUUCCUACCCUUUUUGAUCCUUCUGGUGUUUUUCCAUAACCUCCUGAUGCUGGCCAUCUUCUCCACUAUGGGCAACAUUGCCAUCCUAGGGAGUGUAACCUUGAUCUUCAGCUACAUUAUGCAGGACAUACCAAAUCCAAAGAACCUACCCUGGUCAGCAAAUUGGCAGACAUACAUGCUGUUCUUUGGUACCGCCAUAUUUUCACUUGAAGGCAUUGGCAUGAUUCUCCCUCUUGAAAACCAAAUGAAGUAUCCUAAUCAUUAUACUGUGAUCCUGUACAUGGUGAUGCCCAUCAGCAUUAUUCUUUAUGUCAGUCUGGGAACCCUGGGCUACAUGAGAUUUGGAGAUGACAUUCAGACCAGCAUAAUCCUCAAUCUGCCCAAUUGCUGGUUGUAUCAGUCUGUCAAGAUACUCUACUCCAUUGGGAUUUUUUUCACCUAUGCCCUGCAGUUUUAUGUUCCUGCAGAGAUCAUCAUCCCCCUUGUCAUCUCCUGGGUACCAGAACCAUGGGAAUUGUUGGUUGACUUGUCUUUCCGUGCAAUCAUGGUCUGUAUGACAUAUAUCUUUGCCAUGCUGAUCCCUGAAAUGGAGCUGGUCAUUGCACUGCUGGGCUCUGCAAGUUGUAGUGUCCUGGCUCUGAUCAUCCCACCUCUCCUCGAGAUCUGUACCUAUUCCUUGGAUGGUUUAAGCACCUUCACCAUAAUUAAGGACAUCUUUAUCAGCACCCUGGGCAUUCUUGGGUGUAUAAUGGGAACCUAUGAAGCCUUCUAUGAAAUAAUACACCAGAACUUUUUUAGUUCCUCACAAAAUUCCACCAGGGCCUUUGUGUAA
This is a messenger RNA of Dromiciops gliroides (monito del monte), 1284 nucleotides long. RefSeq names its product proton-coupled amino acid transporter 1-like. The transcript has 9 exons. Lineage: Eukaryota; Metazoa; Chordata; Mammalia; Microbiotheria; Microbiotheriidae. The record is from RefSeq and is a predicted model, not a curated record. Gene Ontology annotation, cellular component: vacuolar membrane. Gene Ontology annotation, molecular function: L-proline transmembrane transporter activity; L-alanine transmembrane transporter activity; amino acid:proton symporter activity. Gene Ontology annotation, biological process: glycine transport; proline transmembrane transport; proton transmembrane transport. The coding region runs from base 61 to 1284 and encodes 407 amino acids.